AUGCGCUCUGUCCUAAACUUUCAUCCCCGGAGGCCAAAACACCUCAUCUCCUUCGCUUCUCAAACCGUUCGUGCGUUUUCCCACACCCACCCACUCCAUGCCGAUUUCACCCACGUGGUAAUAGGUGGCGGCGUGGUUGGCCUUGCCAUCGCUCAAAACCUCGCCCGGAGGUCGGCCACGGGAUCCAGUCCCAACAGCAGCACCCUUCUCCUUGAGCGCCACGACGCCGUCGGCACAGAGACCUCCUCCCGCAACAGCGAAGUCAUUCACGCCGGUAUCUACUACGGCGCCAACUCCCUCAAAACCACACUCUGCCUGCAAGGCAAGGCCCUCCUAUACAACUUUUGCGCCCAGCACGCCGUGCCUCACCGUCGCACCGGCAAAUGGAUAGUGGCCCAGACUCCCGGCCAGCGCGCCGCGCUGCAGCAAGUUCACGACUUUUGCGUUCGCGACAUCCACGUCCCCGUGCGCUGGGUUAGCGCCGACGAGGCUUCCAAGCGGGAACCCGCGGUGCGCGCCGGUGCAGGCAUCCUGGAGAGCCCAACCACUGGAAUCGUGGAUAGCCACGCGCUGAUGCUAGCUCUACUCGGCCAGUUCGAGGACGCGGGCGGGACGCUGGCGCUGGGCAGCGCCGUCGAAGCCAUCACCCCCCUGGGCCAUGGGAGUAACAACACCACCGACGGCAGCGAGGGUUGGGAGCUGACGGUCCGUGACGCCGCCACGGGUGAAACCUCCACCAUCACCGCCGAGACCAUCAUCAACUCGGCCGGCCUCGGCGCCGUCGCGGUCCACAACAUGAUCGUCCCGGCUUCGGAACACAAGCAAAUGUACUACGCCAAGGGCAACUACUUCUCUUACUCAGCCUCCGCCCCAAAAGUCAACACCCUCAUCUACCCGGCCCCGGAACCCGGCCACGGUGGCCUCGGGACCCAUCUUACCCUCGAUCUGGGCGGGCGCAUCAAAUUCGGCCCAGACGUCGAGUGGGUCGAUUCGGCCGACGAUCUCGUAGUAAACGUGUCACGACUAGCUCAGACAGCGGCAGAAGUGAAAAAGUACUUGCCCGGGCUGGACGAGACCCAGCUCCAGCCCGACUAUGCUGGGAUCCGGCCGAAACUGGGGAAACAGGGUGCUGUGGCGGUGGGGAAGGGGUUUGUAGACUUUGCGAUCCGGAAGGAGGAGGGGUAUCGGGGGUGGGUGAAUUUGUUGAACAUUGAGAGCCCUGGGCUUACGAGCAGUCUCGCGAUCGCCGAGAAAGUGAGCAGGUUGUUAUACUCCUAG
Molecule: messenger RNA, 1278 nt
Organism: Dichotomopilus funicola
Lineage: Eukaryota; Fungi; Ascomycota; Sordariomycetes; Sordariales; Chaetomiaceae
Product: FAD dependent oxidoreductase
Exons: 1
Coding region: 1-1278 (425 amino acids)
Molecular function (GO): (S)-2-hydroxyglutarate dehydrogenase activity
Source: RefSeq, a predicted model, not a curated record